AUGACUGAAACAGCAAGAGUGUCUACUUUUGCCCUUCCAGUCGACUACGAUGAACUUGUUCCCGCGCUUAAGGCAUAUGCUAUUGUACGACAGAACGUCACUAACAUGUUUCCAACGGACCAUUUAAAGCGUGCAGACUACUUUCAUGGCAUAUGGACGGCACAGAUGUUUGAUGAGGUCGUGGAGCAAAUGUCCUUGCAAAUUAAAAUCCAGACCAAAGAAUGGAAUAGGUUCAAGAUGUGCAAGGACGGUAAAUGUGAUCGUCUUUUCCACCUUGAUGAAGCAGAACAGGAGCGGAUUCGCGCUGAUGUAGCAAACACAUUGGGCGUUCCGUACAACGAGAGAGAUCCGGGAUUCCUGCAACUGGUCGAGCAACAUAUGGAUGCGUACGACCCAAACCAGCUUAUGGAAUUGCAUCAGUUGAAUGUUCACUCCUACUAUGAUUAUGCUGUCUGGUCGAACAAAUAUGACAGAGAUAAGAUUUUUGAAAACUCUGCCCAGUCUGCUUUAUGGGCUGCUAGAACACUAGAGUCCGACAUUGGCUUACGUAUCUUGGUCACUACACAAAUCGUGACCGAAGACAUCGCUAAAAUAUUCCCUCAGCUGGGCGUGAGUUAUCAGCCGCGCUGGUGGUUUGGCAAAUUCAAUGCAGAUUUUAGGCCAAAGGCUGUUCUACCAUUCUUCACGCUCCUACACGCACGUAAAAUGCAAGGUGUCAGCACCAAAACCUCCUUCAUUGAUGCUCCAAAUGCCGUCGGCCAUUCCAACAGCCUAACCUUCUUCGAUAUUUUGGAUACGCCGCCAAAGCUUGACCAAAAGACGGAGCUACAUUUCAAACGAACCUUGGACAUGCUGCAUCUCAAGCCUUACGUAGACAUGACUCUCCUGCCAUCUCUGCUGGCCAUCAGAGGUCAAAAUUCGAACAGGGCAGAACGCGCGAAAGACGAGAUCUUAGCAGGAAAUGUCUCUAAUAAGGCUCUGGAGGAUGUCAUGAGUUUGAUAGAAGAGAUGCGAGAUUCAACUUGGCCCAAGUAUAUGACCUUAACCUUUGUUGUGAACGCAUUCCCAUGUGUUCACUAAUUAACCUUUCUGGUAAAAUAAUGAGCUUUCACUCGAUCACUCAUUUCGAACAUUCCAUGCUCCAAGUCACCACAUGCUCGUCACAAGCAGGUUAAAGCGGUUUUUCCAUUUGUUGGAAAUUGCGCCAAACAGUCUAGUAAUACGUGGCGGAACUAUUUAAUUAGGCAAGC
Molecule: messenger RNA, 1250 nt
Organism: Verruconis gallopava
Lineage: Eukaryota; Fungi; Ascomycota; Dothideomycetes; Venturiales; Sympoventuriaceae
Exons: 3
Coding region: 1-1080 (359 amino acids)
Source: RefSeq, a predicted model, not a curated record